Molecule: messenger RNA, 2844 nt
Organism: Puccinia triticina
Lineage: Eukaryota; Fungi; Basidiomycota; Pucciniomycetes; Pucciniales; Pucciniaceae
Exons: 10
Coding region: 1-2844 (947 amino acids)
Biological process (GO): protein folding
Molecular function (GO): ATP hydrolysis activity; ATP binding; ATP-dependent protein folding chaperone
Source: RefSeq, a predicted model, not a curated record
AUGAAAUUGGGAAGAUACAACAAGCUUUUGACGCUCAUCACUUUGAGUAUCGCCCUACUAAACUUUUCCUAUUCUCAAGAGGAUGGUCUCAAUUCCGCCCCGUCAGAUCCCAGCGAUCAAACUUUACCAGUCGCUGGUUUUCAACCUGAGCAGGAAGUCUUGAUGUCCAAAACUCAGGAAAAGUUCGAAUUUCAGAGUGACAUAGCUCGACUCAUGAAAGUAGUUGUCUCUCAUCUCUACCAUGAUCGUGACGUAUUCUUGAGGGAAUUACUUAGUAACAGUGGUGACGCGCUGGAGAAACUGAGGUUCGCCAGUUUGACGGACCCAAAGGUGUUGGAUUCCGCCCCGGCUUUAAACAUCACUAUCGUUGCCGAUGUGCCCUCGAAAAGACUGAUCAUCAGAGACUCCGGAGUCGGUAUGACCAAAGAAGAAUUGCAGAAGAACCUUGGGACGAUCGCGCGGUCAGGAACGUCUGAAUUCCUAUCCAAGCUAGAGAAGGGGAACGAGAAGGCUUCGGGAACCAGCUCCAAUUUGAUUGGUCAAUUCGGAUUGGGCUUCUAUUCCUCCUUCUUGGUAGCCGAUCGAGUUUUAGUCUCUUCUAAGAGUAACGAAGACGACAAACAAUGGGUGUUUGAAAGUAACGCGGAUGCCGCCGAGUUUAAAAUUAGCGAAGAUCCUCGAGGCAACAACCUGGGGAGAGGUACCGAAAUCACCCUGUACAUGAAAGAUGACGCACUAGACUUCUUACAGGUCGACAAAUUGAAAGAAUUAAUUGCCACUCACUCCGAAUUCUCAACGACUGCUCCAAUUUACGUCUGGACUGAGAAAGAGAUCGAAGUCCCUGUUGAAGAGGAGCCAAAGAAAGAGGGAGAAUCAGAAGGAGAAGCCAGCGAGAAAAAGGAUGAAAAGGACGAAUCCGAAUCCGAAUCCGAAUCCGAAGACACCAAGAAAGACAAAGACGACGAUGACGACAGCGAUGAUGAAGAUGAUGUCAAAGUCGAUGACGCCGACAGCAAGGAAGACGACGCUGAGGACGAGGAAUCAAAGAAACCCAAGACAAAGACCAUCAAGAAACAUGAAUGGGAACAGGUUAACACCAAAGGUCCGAUCUGGGUUAGAGACUCCAAAUCUGUCACCGACGAGGAAUACAUCGCUUUCUACCAAGGUCUUACGGGACAAAAGGAAGCACCCACUUCCUGGGUCCACUUCAAGGGCGAUGCGGGUCGAACUUCAUUCCACGGUCUAAUCUACGUCCCAGAAACUCUCCCGGCAGACUUCUAUUCGAAAACCUACGCCCAGCUCGACUCAGUCAAACUGUUUGUUCGAAAGGUUUUGAUCACCAAAGAGCCCAGUCCAGAUUUCAUUCCCAAAUGGCUGAACUGGAUCAAGGUGAUCGUGGAUGCCGAUGACCUACCUCUCAAUGUUGGACGAGACAGUCUCCAAGUCACCAAAUCGUUGAAGCAAAUCCAAAACAUCGUCCUCAAAAAAUUCAUCGACCACCUAUCCAGCCUUUCGAAGAAAGAACCCGAGAAAUACGAAAAACUAUGGAAGAAGAUCGGAACUACCUUGAAAGUCGGAGUGAUCGAAGAUACGAAGAAUCGAGAUAAAUUAGCUAAACUCAUGAAGUUCCAAUCCUCCCAAUCGGCUACAGGUACCGUCAGUCUAGAAGAAUACGUAGCUCGCCGGAAGAAAAACCAAAAACAAAUUUACUUCAUCGCGAGUGCAGGAACGGAAGUCAAGGAUUUGAGCAGGAGUCCAUUUGUGGAGAAGCUAGUAGCUAGAGGAUACGAGGUCUUGUACUUGACCGAACCUAUGGAUGAGAUGAUCACUUCCACUUUGACGAACUUUGAUGGACUGAAAUUCCAAGAUGUCGCCAAGAAAGGCUUGGAGAUGGGUGAUGAGGAUGAAGACGAAGAUGAGAAGGAAGCUUUGAAAAACUACAAGACUCAAUAUGAGCCCUUGUCGAAACGCAUGAAGACGGAACUGGACGAAUUUGUAAGCGAUGUGGUCAUCUCAAAUCGUCUGACGACUUCUCCAUGUGCUGUCGUUGCGGACUCGUAUGCAUGGACUGGAAACAUGGAACGAUUGAUGGCAGCCCAGAACCAGCAAAAAGGAGCAGACGGCUCGAACUUCAUGAUGGACUUCAUCAAGAAAGCCAAGAAGGUCUUCGAAAUCAACCCCAAGCACCCUUUGAUCCAAGGGUUAUUGACGAAAGUCGAGGAGGCUGGUGAAGAUGACGAAACGGCCAAGGAAGAGUUGACGCAGGUGAUCCGAGUCCUGUGGGACACCAGCUUGGUCCGCUCGGGCUUCACCGUACCGGACACCAACAAAUAUUUCGAGCAGAUCGAGCUCUUGUUGAGAAGGUCACUCGGUGUCGACGAGAGUGAGAAGAUCGAUAUUGGUGAAAUCAAGCCGGCGCCGGCUGUCGAAGAAGGACCGCUUGACCCACGAGCGGGCGAGAAGGAGCCAGCUUCUGACGACAAGCCUGCGGGAGAAGACGAGAAAAUCCAGAUCAACUCGGACGGAACAACCCAGAAGACCGACGAAAGCAAGCAAGAUUGGGCUGAAUGGUCCAAAGUCAAGGAUCAGCUGAAAGAAAAAGCGAUCAAAGACGACCAGGAGGAGCAAAAGAAGUCGGAGAAAGAAGCUGAGCAGGAUAAGUCUGACUCUUCUGAAGACGUUCAGCUGGAGGCCGAAGAUGACGAUGCAGAGGAUGGCGAAGGUCUGGACGACGACGCUGAUGAUGAUUUCGACUUUAGUAAGCUCGGUGACAUGAAGGACUUCGAUAUGGAGAAGAUGAAAGAGAUGAUGAAGGAUUUCGGCGGCUUCAAGGAUGAAUUGUAA